Messenger RNA from Lemur catta (Ring-tailed lemur), 1855 nucleotides. RefSeq names its product zinc finger protein 692 (gene ZNF692). Gene Ontology annotation, biological process: regulation of transcription by RNA polymerase II. Lineage: Eukaryota; Metazoa; Chordata; Mammalia; Primates; Lemuridae. Bases 117 to 1664 code for a protein of 515 amino acids. The transcript is spliced from 12 exons. Gene Ontology annotation, cellular component: chromosome; kinetochore. The record is from RefSeq and is a predicted model, not a curated record. Gene Ontology annotation, molecular function: chromatin insulator sequence binding.
GCGCCAGCUGCCCUCCCCGGGCCGGCCCCAGUUCCGGCCUGCAGCUACCGACGCGCCAGGGGACGGUUUCUUCUUAAAAGAGAAACGGCGGCGGCGCGCGCGAGGCCCCGGCGCGCAUGGCUUCCUCCCCGGCAGCGGACUUGUCCCUUGGGCGGAGGGAGAAGCGGCGGCAGCUGGAUGCGCGCCGCAGCAAGUGCCGCAUCCGCCUGGGCGGCCACAUGGAGCGGUGGUGCCUUCUCAAGGAGCGGCUGGGCUUCUCCCUGCACUCGCAGCUGGCCAAGUUCCUGCUGGACCGAUACACUUCUUCAGGCUGCAUCCUCUGUGCAGGUCCUGAGCCUUUGCCCCCCAACGGUCUGCAGUAUCUGGUGCUCUUGUCUCAUGCCCACAGCAGAGAGUGCAGCCUGGUACCUGGACUUCGGGGGCCUGGGGGCCAAGAUGGGGGGCUUGUGUGGGAGUGCUCAGCAGGCCACACCUUCUCCUGGGGACCCUCUGUGAGCCCUACACCUACAGAGGCACCUAAGCCAGUCCCCCUUCCACAUACUGCCGGGAGAAGUUGGUACCCAGAGGCCAGGAAUGGGCAGGAGCCUGCAGGUUUGGAAUCUGAGCAUAAUGAGAGGACUCAAGAGGCCAGGUUGCCCAGGGGGGUGGGACCCCCACCAGAGACCUUCCCACCCCCAGGAGAGGAAGAGGGUGAGGAAGAAGAGAACGAUGAGGAUGAAGAGGAGAUGCUCAGUGAUGCCAGCUUAUGGACCUACAGCUCCUCUCCAGAUGACAGUGAACCAGAUGUCCCCAGACCACCCCCUUCCCCUGUCACCCACACACCUAAGGAGGGGGAGACACCACCAGCCCCUGCAGCUCUCUCUACUCCUCUUGCUGGGCCGUCCUUGUCAGCAUCCUCACUGGGUUCCAGGGCUCUUCUGCCUGUGGAAGUGGAGGGACAGCCGGAGCUCACUGGGACCUCUCGAGCAGCCCAGCAGACUGAGCUCUCGGCCAGCACUGGGAGUCAGGCCCAGUCUGCUCCAGCUGCAGCCUGGGAUGAGGACACUGCACAGAUCGGCCCCAAGAGAAUUAGGAAAGCUGCCAAGAGAGAGCUGAUGCCUUGUGACUUCCCUGGCUGUGGAAGGAUCUUCUCCAACCGGCAGUAUUUGAAUCACCACAAGAAGUACCAGCACAUCCACCAGAAGUCCUUCUCCUGCCCAGAGCCGGGCUGCGGGAAGUCUUUCAACUUUAAGAAACACUUGAAGGAGCACAUGAAGCUGCACAGUGACACCCGGGACUACAUCUGUGAGUUCUGCGCCCGGUCUUUCCGCACUAGCAGCAACCUUGUCAUCCACAGGCGCAUCCACACUGGAGAGAAACCCCUGCAGUGUGAAAUAUGCGGGUUCACCUGCCGCCAGAAGGCCUCCCUGAACUGGCACCGGCGCAAGCAUGCAGAGACGGUGGCUGCCUUGCGCUUCCCCUGUGAGUUCUGCGGCAAGCGCUUUGAGAAGCCAGACAGUGUUGCAGCCCACCGUAGCAAAAGUCACCCGGGCCUGCCCCCAGCCCCGCAAGAGUCACCCAGUGGCGGCCCUCUGGAGCCUUGUCCCAGCAUCUCUGCCCCAGAGCCCGAGGGGCCCAGGCCCUGUCUGUCUCCUCAGGCUGCAAGCCUGCUCCCUCGGCAGUAAGCUCUUCUGUGGCUUUGGCUUUGGGGAGCCAGACCCCAGGGACAGAAAAGGAGCAAGGAGAGAGCCCAGAUGCCUGGUCCCCUGGAACUAGGGUGGUGGGGAGUACAGGCUGGGGGCAAGACUGGGAUCUAGGGGAGUUGGGCUACUUUAGUCUUCCCAAAGGACAGAAUAAACAGAGUAUUUUACAUGGG